AUGCCGCUGGUUACCGUGCUCACCGAUGUUGAUGCUGUCGUUGCAGCCAAGAAAGAGGUUACAGCUAUGGUUCACAACGCUGUGAAAAAUGCCCUGGGCAAGCCGGACAUGUACAUCACAGUUGCGCUGACGAAGGCCGAGUGCAUCACUGUUGGAGGGCAGGAGGCAUCGGUGGUCGUUGAAAUCGACUCAAUUGGUGGUGACUUCGGUGCUGUCAUUGGGGCUAUUGCCGAUGGCUUGAAGGCGCAUGGCGUCGAGCCCUCCAAGGUCACAGGAACUUUCCGGGGAGUUUCCUUCAAGGAGUUUGCGAUGAACGGUCGUCCUCUUGGCUGA
Molecule: messenger RNA, 333 nt
Organism: Symbiodinium natans
Lineage: Eukaryota; Dinophyceae; Suessiales; Symbiodiniaceae
Source: the annotation of a GenBank genome assembly